Messenger RNA from Alternaria rosae, 1167 nucleotides. Its product is annotated as glutathione transferase omega-1. Gene Ontology annotation, molecular function: glutathione transferase activity. Lineage: Eukaryota; Fungi; Ascomycota; Dothideomycetes; Pleosporales; Pleosporaceae. The transcript is spliced from 2 exons. Gene Ontology annotation, cellular component: cytoplasm. Bases 176 to 985 code for a protein of 269 amino acids. The record is from RefSeq and is a predicted model, not a curated record.
GUUUGACGAUGAUGUGAUCAAUCCAUGUCUAAUGGCGUCGAAGGUCGCAAACAUAGCGAUCGCUGCUAUAUAGUUUUGGAGGGGUCGUCCUGUGCUUGAGCGUCCACACGCUGCCGACAGUCCUACUCAUAUUCGGUAAAACACUCACAACUAACCAUCAAACACCACCACUACCAUGGGAAAAGAUCAUCCUGACGCAGACCUUCACCCCGAAGCGACCGGACUUGCUGCAGCAACGGUCAAAGCCCAUUCAGCCGAAUGCCCCUUAAAACUGUACUCGGGAUGGUUCUGUCCCUUUGUGCAGCGCGUAUGGAUAGCGCUGGAGGAGAAGGGUAUCCAGUACCAGUACAUUGAGGUCAACCCAUACCACAAGCCACAGUCUCUGUUGGAUCUCAACCCCCGUGGUCUAGUGCCAACGCUGCAAUACCAGAACAAGCCACUCUAUGAGAGUACUAUUCUUUGCGAGUUCCUAGAAGAGGCAUUCCCUCAGCAUACACCGCACCUGAUGCCGACGGAUCCCUACCAGAGAGCUAGAACGAGAAUCUGGACAGACUAUGUAGGCAGUCGUAUCAUCCCUGCCUACCACCGUUUUCUGCAGCAUCAGGGCGACGGCUUGGAGGAGAAGCAGAAGGAAUUCUUGAAUCAUCUCAAGGAAUUCACGCGUGAGAUGGAUGCUGAGGGACCGUACUUCUCAGGCAAGGACUUUGGACUUAUUGACAUUGUCCUGGCCCCGUGGGGCAAUAGGCUGUGGGUGUUCGACCACUUCAAGGGUGGGUCGGGCAUUCCUGAUGAAGGAAAAGGCGGGGAGGAUGAAGAGGUCUGGAAGCGGUUCAGGAAGUGGCUGUCUGCUGUCGAGAGCAGGAAGAGCGUCAAGGAAACGCUGAGCGAGAGGGAGCAUUACUUGCCGAUCUAUCAGCGGUACGCAGAGGACAGAGCACAGUCGGAAGCGGCCAAGGCCAUCAGAGCCGGUCGAGGCAUUCCUUAGAUGUACAGUAAUGUAUGGUAUGCUAUGGUAGCAUGUCAUGCCUGGUGACGUCAAGUUGGUGAUAGUCGUUCGGAUGUUUGGCAGGGCUGCUGUUGCCCGGUCGACACUGUUGAUAGUGUUGAUAAACGGGACCCGCUUCCCGCGCCACAACGGGCUAAGCGUUGCACCCACGCAAAUGAUCC